CCUCCGGUCGUUGUCGGUGUCUGAGUAUUGUCCAUGACCGUCCAUAUUAGAGAAGAAUUUUGAGCACCUUCGCAGUUAAUGAUUUUCGUUUUGCGACGAUCUGGUUCCUUUCUUCGAAAAAUUCGCAACGAUUUUUUGAAAUUCAGAGCAAUGGCAAACAGCGAGCUACCGAAAGAUAUUUUGGGUUUUGAAGUCAAAGAUAUUGAUGGUAAUAUGGUCUCGUUAUCUAAGUUCAAAGGAUAUGUGUUGCUGAUUGUAAACGUAGCUUCUAAAUGCGGUUUUACUAACUCGAACUAUCCCCAACUGCAAGACCUGCACAAAAAGUAUGCAGAAAAAGGUUUGCGUAUUCUUGCUUUUCCAUGUAAUCAAUUUGGAUGUCAAGAGCCAGGGAAUGAAGAAGAAAUUAAAGAAUUUGUGAAAGGAUUUAGUGUUGAUUUUGACAUGUUCAGUAAAAUUGAUGUGAAUGGACCAAACGCAGAUCCAUUGUAUGUUUAUUUAAAAAAAGCUAAAGGUGGUUUUCUUCUUGACAAAAUUAAAUGGAACUUUACUAAGUUCCUAUGUGAUAAAGAUGGAGUACCAUACAAGCGUUAUGCACCUACCACCUCUCCUAAGAGUCUGGAGAGUGAUAUAAUGACAUUGCUAGAAAAAUCUUCCUUGUAACUGUAAAAGUUGUCUAUAAUAUCAACAAACUUUAUUUGACAACUCAAAAUCUUUGAUAAACAGUAUUUCAUCCAUAAGUUAGUCAACAUUUGAUAGCUGAAAUAUUUCAUACUCAGGGCAAAUUUUGGGUUAGCUUUUGAUCUACAUGAAAUUUAGAAUUUUGUAAUGAAUACUACAGUCUAUUAAAUUUUACGAUCUUCUUUACUGCUA
This is a messenger RNA of Xenia sp. Carnegie-2017, 870 nucleotides long. RefSeq names its product probable phospholipid hydroperoxide glutathione peroxidase. The record is from RefSeq and is a predicted model, not a curated record. The transcript has 2 exons. NCBI's taxonomy places the organism in Eukaryota, Metazoa, Cnidaria, Anthozoa, Malacalcyonacea, Xeniidae. Gene Ontology annotation, molecular function: glutathione peroxidase activity. Gene Ontology annotation, biological process: response to oxidative stress. Bases 79 to 660 code for a protein of 193 amino acids.